AUGAAGUUCGCUUUUGUUGUUUCCAUUCCAGAGACCAUGUUUCAUUAUGUUCUAGUUGCAAGCAAGAUUUUGGAGGAGUACAAAAAGUUUCCAUAUUUAGGAGCUCGCACCAUUACUCAUGAGAUGCGCCUGCCUAUUGAUGAAGCUGACAAAGUAAAAAAGGCGGGUAAGGAGGACAGUCCUAUUCCUAAUGAGGAGGUUCACAAUGAAGAUUUUCGCAACGAGGAUGAAAUCCUUCACAAUAAAGAGAACAUAUCCAAUCCUGAGAUAACUCAACCUUUUAAUGACUCUGUUCCUUCUCCACAUCCUUCACCUAAAACAACCUCUAUCCCAAUCACAAUCACUCCAUGGCCUCUAGUUUCUACACAACAGCAAACCAGUAUUCCUCUCUCCAUCCCAUUGUUCACAGAUUCAAUAGUUCCUUCCACAACCUCUGCCCCACCUUUUGUUUCAGUCAACGUAUCUGAUACGGGGGCUAACACUUUAGGCAUGCUCUCUGAUAUUCUUGAGACCAGGGAUUCAAUGCUCACCAUCACAGUUCGUAAGCAUUUGCUUGAGAAGGUGUGGCCAAUUUUUGCAAUACUUGAUAGGUUAGAAGGUGUUCUAGAAUCUGACUUCAUUCUGAAACAAGGGGGAGAAGGGGCUUCAAAGCAAUUUGAUCCAAAAAUUCCCAGAAAAGAACCUAAAGUUGCUGCUAAACAUGUUUCUCCAAUUCAACCAAUUGUCAAGAAAGAAUCAAAGAGCAAAGAAAAGUUGUUCAGUGAAGAGCCCAUUAUUGAUAAUGAAGAAGAAGAAGAAGAUUUGGAUGAAGAAGAACUCAAAAGGCAAAAGGCUCAUGAAGCAGAAUUGGAUGAAUACCAACGAAUCAUCCGAGAGGCUGAAGAAAAAGAAAGAGUUGAGAAAGUGUCUCAGGGUACUCUUCAAACCAACAAGCUUCUGUUUCCCGAAUGGACGAUGAAGCGAAUCUAG
Messenger RNA from Lactuca saligna, 969 nucleotides. NCBI's taxonomy places the organism in Eukaryota, Viridiplantae, Streptophyta, Magnoliopsida, Asterales, Asteraceae. The record is from the annotation of a GenBank genome assembly.